Molecule: messenger RNA, 3425 nt
Organism: Dunckerocampus dactyliophorus (ringed pipefish)
Lineage: Eukaryota; Metazoa; Chordata; Actinopteri; Syngnathiformes; Syngnathidae
Product: NXPE family member 3-like
Exons: 6
Coding region: 1569-2564 (331 amino acids)
Source: RefSeq, a predicted model, not a curated record
CCACACCAUUACACAUGCUAAACCUAACAUGAUUUAAACAAUACAGGCACUUAUUUAAAGUACAGUACGUACAGCUUGAGACGGCAAACACUCCCACCUUAGACUGACACAAACUGGAACCACUAGGAAGCAGACACAUUGCCACAGCCAUGGGCCACCCCCCCACCAAGUUGGGACACAAGAAUAGGAUAAGAGAUGUCACUUCCUCAUUUCGAGGCUUCUUCCUUCUGCCAUGGAUUGGACUGGUCCAGCACUGAGCUUUGAGACAUCUUCCAGAUUUUGCCUCACUAAAGCGUGUCCGACUGAUCUCCUCUCGGGAUAAACAAACUCUUCACGCUGAUAUUCUUUCCAAGUAUGCCCUGUGCAGGUUUGGCAGCUGUGAUGGUGAGCAGAAUCCAGAAACAGUAGACUGUAAACACGUCCUUGGCACACUGCUCAGCUAUUAAUUGCUCUAAUGGACGGUCCAAAAGACCACAUUCGUCAUGUUUCAAACUCCUCAAAAACGACGACAGGUACACACAUGGACAAAAUUGUUGGUACCCCUCAGUUCAUGAAAGAACAAAACCUGCUCUUGAAUCUGACACAUGUAAUAACAAGUCAAAUUGAAAUGCAUGUUUGCGUCUGUGCACAUAGAAGUGAUGCGCCUUGCAGUUCCAGUGUUGUCCUGUCUCUCCGUGGGACAUUUCCCCACAAGCUUUGUAGCUUGUCAACAUGCAGUCUCGCUUUUUUAUGAUUUGCUUUCAACAGUGGUGUCUUCCUUGGUCGUCUCCCAAGAUGACGGUUGGUGCGAUAUGACACUGAUGUACCUUGACCUUGGAGUUCACCUUUAAUGGCUUUAAGGGUUGUUCUGGGCUCUUUUGCUACCAUUUGUAUUAUCCAUCUCUUCGAUUUUUGUCUUCAGUUUUCCUCCUGUGGCCAUGUGCAGUGAGGUUGGCUACAGUCCCAUGGAUCUUAAAUUUGUGAUGAUGUGCAACUGUCGUCCCAGGAACACCAAGCUGCUUGGAGAUGGUCUUGUAGCCUUUACCUUUAACAUGCUUGUCUAGAAUUCUGAUCUUGGCUUGUUAGAGGGCUGGACCCAGUAUGCAAUAGUUGAAGUUCUACUGGAGUGGUGUUGAUAAAGCACACUCCAUCUUCUCAGCCUUUUUCAAGUGUAGGCUGGCAUAAGUCCAAAAGAACUUGACAUCCAUAAUCAAUUGAAUAUUUUUUUUUACAAAUAAUUUUUGCAGAUAAUCGGCUGAGCUUGAGGUAAACCGUGUCCCUGAAAGUUUGGAAAUACGGCAUCGCUGUCCUCGCUCUGUCUGGCCUCGUCUACCUGCUGUUCAACAUCAGGAUUUUGGAGAACACAGUGUCACCCCGACUACAGAGCCACACCAAUCACACAAUCUGUGCACAUCAUCACGGCCCAAUUCCCGCUUCUGUGGGAAGGUUCGGCACAGGUGGAGGUCAUCAUGGUGCACUCGAGCGAGGCCGUUGCCGUGCUGCAGCGGCUGAGGGAAGAACGUCCCGAUCGCGUGUACUUCAAAAGCCUCUUUAAGUCGGGCCUUCAAUCUGAGACCACGAUAUGAAACAUGUAUCUGCCACCUGACCGGCAGCCAUUGUGUAACUACACGGACCCUCUCACCGGGGACCCGUGGUACUGCUUCAAGCCAAAGACUCUUAGCUGCAGCGCCAGGAUCGACCACUCCCUCAGAGGCUACGUCCAAAAAGUCAUCACAAAGAAGGAACAAAGACUCUUUGCCAGUGGCAUCAAUGUCAAAGUUCCCAUCCGGCCUUCUGGAAGUGACACAAUCAGCGUGCUGCCUUCAAGGCCAGAAAGCAAGAGUGUAAAACGGGAUGCUGUCAACCUAAAUACGUCCGGGUACUACUACCAGGGCUUGUGGAGACCCUUAAGCACCGUCUCAAUGCGCAAGUUCAACUUGGCCGCCAUCACUCAGCGUUUGACCAACAAGGAGGUCCACAUGUACGGCGACUCCACCGUCCGCCAAUGGUUUGAAUUCCUCAGGAGUGGGCUGCCAGACUUGAAGGAAUUCCGCUUUGACCCACAAAAUUCUAACAAGCAAGGCCCCUUCAUGGUGAUGGACAGCAAACACAAUAUUCUUGUGACGUACCGCUGCCACGGACCACCCAUCCGCCUCACCAACGUCAAAGUAUGUGAGAUGCGCUACAUCGCCAACGAGCUGGAGAGCCCGAGCGGGGGUCCCAACACGUUGGUAGCCAUCAGCAUCUGGGCUCACUUCAGCACGUUCCCCGUGAAGAUGUACAUACGCCGCCUACAGCACAUCCGCAAGGCUGUUGUGCGACUUCUUGACCGGGCGCCAGGGACGCUGGUCGUGAUCCGCUCGGCCAACCCCCAGUCCCUGCACAACAUGGUGAGCCUGUACAACGGUGACUGGUUUACGCAGCAGCUGGACACCGUGCUGCGAGCCAUGUUCAAAGGUUUAGACAUUCUGCUGGUGGAUGCAUGGCAGAUGACCGUGGCGCACGGUCUCCCUCAUGACAUCCACCCGCCGCCGGCCGUCUUCAAGAACACGGUGGACCUCAUAUUGUCGUACGUUUGUCCUUGAGACGUGUGGUCACUGGUUUGUCCCAAGAAAUGCCAAAGAGGACGCCGUAACGAUCGACCCUGACCCCGGCCACGAUGAUGUACUUUUGGGAGAAAGACUCAUAGCACUAAAGUCGUAAAUUCACUGAAUAGUUUUCAUUUGAACAAAUAAAGUUACAAUUCUCGAGAUAAAUGGUAAACGUCGCACAAUUGCAGGCUUUUCCGUAAUGCAACAUAUUUGUUGUACAGUUAAAUAAAGUUGUCAUUUUACAAGAAAAAUCAUCAGAUUGAGUUUUAUCAGCAAAGAAUUUUAGGCAUUCAUCCACUGAAAAGUACAACUUUUAAAAUUCCGACUUAUUGGCUGAAGAAUAUAACAUUUUUUGUUGUAAUAUUUAAGUAUUAAAGUUGAAAGUUACAUGCAAGGGAGGCAGAUAGUAAAGGAGGCAGGCAAAGUUUCUUUUACAAGUGAGACAAAAGAAAGUAUCAUCAAAUUCAGGAAUUCACGCAAGUCUCAAGUCAAAACUAUAGAUUUACGACUACAAUUCUAGCAACUUUUUUGUUGUAGUUAUGGCAAGUGUUAUUGUAAUUUUUACAAAAAUGAAAUAUUGCGAGAAUGGAAGUUUGUAAGACUGAAGAAAAUGAAGCCAGUAUCAGAAAACCUUUUUUGUUUUGUUGCGAGGGAGUUACGAAUCAUUAAAGUUAUGAUUUUACGAGGGCUGUCAAAUGAUUACAAUUUUAAAUCUGAUUAAUCACGGUUUUCAAAUGAAUUAAUCAUGAUUAAUCACCAUGUUACACUGUCACCGUAUCAUAUUACCUUAUCAUUUUCUUGUGUAUUUUAAACUAGCAAAGAGUACAUUUGGAAUACAGGAAGUGGACAUGUAUU